AUGUCGUUCGCUUCAAGCUUUGGAAGUCUGUCCACUAGAAAGAAUGUCCUAAGGAUACUGGUCGCCGUGGUGGUGUUCCAGUUGAUCUUCAACUAUUUAUUACCUGAAAGAGUCAGUUCACCAUUGAAUAAACCAUCUUUUGAAGAAUCUAUAUCAACUCCUUCCAAAAGUGAGUCUCAAGGUAUCCCAGCUGAUGGGGAAGUUCAUAUUCCAGUGCUAGGUGGUCCUGAACCACCUUUCGAUCCUACUGAACAAUUAUCAAAGAUUGGUUCUGAAGAAAAAUUAAAUGGGUUAUCAAAUACUUUAAAAGAAAAAAUCAAAGCUGAUGUUGAUUCCAAAAUACCUGAAAAAUUAUCUGAUAUCAAUAAUGACAAAAGUUUAUCUAAAUUAGAAUCAGGUUCAUCUUCAUCAAGUUCAGAAUCAAAACAACUUAAAGAAGAAAGAUCAUUCUUCAAAAAAGCUGUUGAUAUCUUCAUUAGAAAUAAACCAGAAGGUAUUGAUAAUGUUGAACUUAAUGAACAAGCACCAUCAUAUUGGUAUAUCGAUUUACCAAAUCCAACAUUCACUAUUGAUUUCUUGAAAAAAUUCACUAAAAUGUCUGAUGAACAGCUAAAUGAAUUGAAAAAGAAACAUUCCUCAUUAAAAUUAGACAUUUUGGAUUUAGAAUAUCCAAAAGGUACAUUUGAAGGUAAAGGGAUAGUAAUGGUUGCAGGUGGUCCAUUUUUAAGUACAGCUUUGAUCUCAAUUAGAGCGUUGAGAGAAACUGGUUCAAAAUUACCAUUACAAUUAAUGUUAACUACAUCAGAAGAAUAUGAUAAAGAUGUUUGUGAAGAGUUAUUACCAAAAUUAAAUGCUAAAUGUAUGAUUAUGGAAGAAAUUGUUGGUAAAGAAACUUUCCAAAGUUUAAAAUUACAAAAAUAUGAACUAAAAGUUCUUGGUCUUUUCCUUUCAACUUUUGAAGAAGUUUUAUUAAUGGAUGCUGAUAAUUUAGCUGUUAAAGAUCCUGAUUAUAUUUUAGAUUCUAAACCUUUUAAAGAAUUUGGUUAUAUUAUUUGGCCAGAUUUUUGGAGACAAACAAUUUCACCAUAUUUUUAUGAUAUUACAGGUGUUGAAGUUGGUGAACCAAUUAGAAAAGAUGGUGUAAACCCAGAAGGUCCAAAUAAUAUUCGUUCCGAAUCACAAUUAUCAGAUUUAGAAGGAACUAUUCCAGAUUCAACAUGUGAAGCUGGUCAAUUAGCUAUUAGUAAAAAAUUACAUCAUAAAUCAUUAUUAGCUACUGUUUAUUAUAAUUUAUUUGGGUUUAAAUUUUAUUAUCAUUUAUUAGGUCAAGGUGCUGUUGGUAUUGGUGAUAAAGAUACAUUUAUUGCAGGUUUAACUGUUUUCAAAGAAUCAUAUUAUUUCAUGAAACAACGUCCAUUAUUAUUUGGUUAUGAUCAUAAAGAUGGUUGGCAAGAUACUACAAUGGUUCAAUAUGAUCCAGAACAAGAUUAUGAAUAUUAUCAAGCUGCUAAACAAUAUUUAAUUAAAGAAGGUAUUGAUUCAAGAAUUAACUUAUUCUUAAACCAUGAAUAUACUGGUAAUUUAAGAAAAAAAAUUGAUGAGUCAAUUAAUAAACCAAAACCUGAAGUUCAAUUUUUACAUAUUCAUUAUCCAAAAUUUAAUGCUAAGAAAAAUUUUGAAAAUGGUGAUUAUGAAGUUAAUGGACAUGAAAGAAGACAAUUUGGUCCAAGAGAAAAAAUUAAAAAUGAUUUAGAAUUAGAUUGGGAAUUAAAAAUUUCAAGAAUUUCUCAAUGGUUAGCUUGUGAUUCCAAGAUUGUACCAGAAGAUUGGAAAGUUGAAAAUAAACAACAAUUUUGUGAUAGAUUGAAAAAACAUGUCGAUUGGUUGAUUGAAACUAGUGAUACUCCAGAAAUGGCUCAAUUGAAAGAAUUAGGUGUAUGA
This is a messenger RNA of Hansenula ciferrii, 1941 nucleotides long. Its product is annotated as alpha-mannosyltransferase. NCBI's taxonomy places the organism in Eukaryota, Fungi, Ascomycota, Saccharomycetes, Phaffomycetales, Wickerhamomycetaceae. The record is from RefSeq and is a predicted model, not a curated record. Gene Ontology annotation, molecular function: alpha-1,2-mannosyltransferase activity. Gene Ontology annotation, cellular component: Golgi apparatus. Bases 1 to 1941 code for a protein of 646 amino acids. The transcript has a single exon. Gene Ontology annotation, biological process: mannan biosynthetic process.